Drosophila pseudoobscura is the source of this 3149-nucleotide messenger RNA. RefSeq names its product sister-of-Sex-lethal (gene ssx). The coding region runs from base 282 to 1715 and encodes 477 amino acids. Gene Ontology annotation, cellular component: nucleus; cytoplasm; ribonucleoprotein complex. Gene Ontology annotation, molecular function: mRNA binding. The transcript has 6 exons. Lineage: Eukaryota; Metazoa; Arthropoda; Insecta; Diptera; Drosophilidae. The record is from RefSeq and is a predicted model, not a curated record.
AGGGUCGGAAGGUAUAUUUUAACGAUAAAUCCGCGGUCACACAGCCGAAGAGGGCGCCGCUAAAGCGUUUCCGAGAAAAAAAAAAAUAAAAAUUAGCUGUUUUCUAGUGUAGCUUCGUGUGUCAGCAAUUGGUGAAAAGAAACUUCUGGCGCGCACUGCGACGUAGAUACAACACAUUUUUUGUGGCACUUUGACCAGUCUACGGAGACGCAAAAAGCGAAAGCACACGCAAGCGACUUUUUUUUUUUUUGGGCUGCGUAUAGAACAGGAUCAGGACAGCCAUGUCGCAGUCGGACAAGAUGCAGGAUCAGAACCCUCAGUAUGAGAAUGAGAACGAGGAGUUGUCUUCGGACAUAGAGGAGCCAGCCGAUGCUGUGGAGCGUGAGGGCCAGCAGGAGAGCAGCCACGAUGAAAGCUUCAAUGAUGAUAGCAAUGGCAAUGGCAAUGAGCUCCAGGAGGGCGGGGACCAGCAGCAAGAGCAGGAGCAGCAGCAGCCCCAGGAAUCGUCCGGGGACGAGCAGAACAACCAUGGCAGCGAGGAGGCAGCAGGCCCUGCAGACCAACAACAGCAGCAGCAACAGGGUGGCAAUAACAACGCCGCCGCACCGCCGCAAGAGCAGGAGGAGCGCGUGAGCUCGACCAAUCUAAUAGUCAACUACUUACCACAGGAUAUGACGGACCGAGAGCUGUACGAGCUCUUUGCCAACUUCGGGGGCAUCAACACCUGCAAAAUCAUGCGCGACUUCAAGACUGGAUAUAGCUUCGGCUACGGCUUCGUCGACUACAGAACAGAGGCGGACACCGAAGAAGCUAUCGAUAAGCUGAACGGGCUAUAUGUGCGCAACAAGCGAUUGAAGGUCUCGUAUGCUCGCCCCGGCGGCCAGUCCAUCAAGGACACCAACCUGUAUGUCAUCAAUCUACCACGCAAUAUCGACGAUGAUAUGCUCACCAGAACCUUCUCGCCGUUUGGCCAAAUUGUCCAACGGAACAUCUUGCGGGACAAACUCACCGGACGUCCGCGCGGCGUUGCCUUUGUACGCUUCAGUAAGCGCGAAGAGGCACAGGAUGCACUGAACACGCUGAACAAUACGGUUCCACUGGGAUGCACACAGCCGAUUUGGGUGCGUCUGGCCGAGGAACAUGGCAAGGCAAAGGCUGCACAGUUCAUGUCGCAGAUUGGCGGGCCGAUUGGCGGUGGUGUAGGUGGUGGUGGGGGAAUGGCUGGCCCACUGCAUAUUGGACAUCAGCCGCACCACCAUCACCACCACAACAACAACAACCAGCACCACAACAACAACCAGCAUCAUCCACACAUGCAACAGCCGCACCAGCAACAGCUCCAGCAACACCAUCACCCACCGCAUCACCACCAGCACCAUCAGCAACAACACCAUCCCCACCAGCCGCAUAACCACAACCACAGCCACAGUCACCACAACCACCAUAAUAUGGCCCACCACCCGGCGGUGCACCAUAUGCAGCUGCACGGAGGAGUCCACGGCAUCAGCAUGGGGAUGGGGGGCAUGGGCGUGGGCGUAGGAAUGGGAGUGGGUGUGCAUAUGCAUGGUGGAGGUGGGGGCGGUGGAGGAGCGGGUGUCGGUGUCGGUGGUGGCGGUGGCGGCUACCAGCAUAUGGCGCAUAGAGGUAGAUCAAAUAGAACAACACGAUCUCAAAAACUGCAUCCAUAUAACAAUCAUGCACAGAAAUUUAUUUAAAACACACAAAAAAAUUAAUUUCUUUACACCAAUAUUAGCUGCAUCUCACAGGUGAAGUGGUCAUGCUGCCAUUGCCACAUUGCAGCCACUCCAGCAGGCAGCCGUGCAAUGGCAGCAGCAAAUUCCGCAUCCGAAUCCUCAACCGCAACCGCAGUCGCGUCCACAUCCACAGCCACCACAGUCUCAUCAGCCAUCAUACCAGCCACAACAACAACAUCUGCUACCAACAACAACAACAACAACACACAUGUCCACCAUCUCCGCCAGUCAGCAACCCCCCAACCAGCCGCAGCAGUCUCGCGCGAUCACCAACAACAAUAUGAAUAGUUACAGCCAGCAGCAGUCACAGCAGCAACAGACCAACAUUCAGAUACCCAGCCAGUCGGCCUACUAUGCACCUGCUUACUUUGUUCCUACCUAUCAGACAACAGCAGGAUCAGGAGCAGCCACACCGGCAGCAGCAGAAGCAGGAGCAGCAACAGCAACAGCAGCAGCAGCAGCAGCUGUAUAUCCAAAUACGGUUGGCUAUGUGGUUACUUCUGCACCUGCCGCCACCACAUAUUUGGCUACAGGAACAGCUCCUGGAGCACCACCAACACGAGCAAGACGAACUCCAACAUAUACCGCGACAUCGAGAGAAUCGGGUGGCACAACAUAUUAUUAUUAUCAUCAGGUCGAUGAGGGAUCUGGAUCAACGCAAACAGUGCCCGUACCAUCAGCCACACCCACAACGUAUACGUAUGCAACAUCAUCAGCAGAAGGAGCAGCAUCUGCAGGAAGAGAAGGAGCGGGAACAACCACACCAGAAGGAGCCGGAGCAGAUACCGCAUAUGUAUAUUACCAGUGUUCCGAUUCGAACCAUGUCAAUACCCUCAACUACUUAGAUCCUCAAACUGGGAGAUUGCAAGCCAUGGGUCUUGUAUAUGUGACAUACAGGGGAGACCGAGAUCGAACAGACGGAGCAACAGCAACAACACCAGCUCCAAGAACAGCUCAAGCACAACAGCAUAGAAUGGAGGCGAGUUGGGGGCCGGGAACAACUGGUGGUGGUGGCGGACGUGGCAACAACAACCAGGAUGCUGCUGAUGAUGAUGAGAUGCUGCGCGGCACUAGCGGAGGCAGAGGCAGUGGUGGAGCAGCCGGAGGAGGCAGCAGGCACGCAGGCGGUGGCAGCUUUAACCACUACAACCGAAAUCGAAACCGAAACUGAAUCUAAAUCAUCCCCCUCGUAAUAUCCCGGAAAUAGCCCCCUCAAAAUCCUCUAUCUCUCUCUCUCUUUGACUCUGUGCGUCUCUCUCUACCUAGAUGUAUGUAUGUGUUCGUACAGACAGACACACAGAAACACACAAAUGUAUAUAUUCACACACACUGAUUGAUCGGUUGAAGAUCGGAGGGCGAACGAAGGAAGAGAGCGGCGCAAAAAGGCAUUGGCAG